Messenger RNA from Lolium rigidum, 1301 nucleotides. Its product is annotated as inositol-tetrakisphosphate 1-kinase 3. Gene Ontology annotation, biological process: inositol trisphosphate metabolic process. NCBI's taxonomy places the organism in Eukaryota, Viridiplantae, Streptophyta, Magnoliopsida, Poales, Poaceae. The record is from RefSeq and is a predicted model, not a curated record. The transcript has 10 exons. Bases 16 to 1050 code for a protein of 344 amino acids. Gene Ontology annotation, molecular function: magnesium ion binding; ATP binding; inositol-1,3,4-trisphosphate 5-kinase activity. Gene Ontology annotation, cellular component: cytoplasm.
UGGUGGGGGCGGGCGAUGGUGUCCGGCGGGUGCGUGGGGGCGGAAGGGAACGCGGAGCCGGAGGCCAUGGUGUCGGAGGAGGCGGUCACGUCGGCGCCCGCGCCCGCCAGGGAGCUCGUGGUGGGGUACGCGCUCACGUCUAAGAAGGCCAAGAGCUUCCUCCAGCCCAAGCUGCGGGGACUCGCCAGGAAGAAAGGCAUUCAGUUUGUUGCAAUUGAUCAAAAGCUCCCACUGUCAGACCAAGGCCCUUUUGAUAUUGUUCUGCAUAAGUUGACUGGAAAGGAGUGGCAACGGCGGUUGGAGGAAUAUAGGGAGACACACCCAGAAGUUACUGUUCUUGAUCCACCAGGUGCCAUAGAGCAUUUGCUCAAUCGUCAAUCUAUGCUUCAAGAAGUUUCUAAACUGGACCUCGCAGACUGUCAUGGUAAAGUUGGUGUUCCCAAGCAGCUAUUUGUUAACACAGACCCAUCAUCAAUACCAGCUGCGGUGCUGAGAGCUGGGCUAUCUCUUCCAUUAGUGGCGAAACCUCUGGUGGCGAAGUCUCAUGAAUUAUCUCUUGCCUAUGACCAAAGUUCCUUGACGAAGCUGGAACCCCCAUUGGUUCUUCAGGAAUUUGUUAACCAUGGUGGUGUCCUAUUUAAGGUCUACAUUGUUGGCGAUGCAAUUAGGGUUGUGCGUAGGUUUUCACUGCCUAACGUUGAUGCUGGUGAUCUCUCAAAUAAUGCUGGUGUGUUCCGGUUUCCGAGGGUCUCUUGUGCUGCAGCCACUGCGGAGGAUGCAGAUCUCGACCCUCAUGUUGCUGAACUUCCUCCAAGACCACUGCUUGAGAUAUUGGCAAGAGAGCUACGCCGGCGACUGGGUCUUAGAUUGUUCAACAUCGAUAUGAUAAGAGAGCAUGGGACAAGAGAUCGGUUUUAUGUUAUAGAUAUGAACUAUUUUCCUGGGUAUGGUAAAAUGCCUGGGUAUGAGCAUGUUUUCACCGACUUUCUACUGAGUUUAGAUCAGAAGGAGUACAAGCGACGACUAGGGUAUACAUCUGGCGAGGGGUGAAUGAGAAGUUGCCACCGCUCCUCCCUCUGUUGGUAUGUUGUCUCGUGUUCGCUGUGUGUACAAAUGUGCAUGUCAGGAAGACCGAUCAUCUCGUCUGUGGUAGAGUUUGGGCAUCAGUAGUUUGAUAAAGCAGCAAUUGAGGACUGUGUCAAACUGUAAUUAUUAAUUCCAAUUUGCUAACUAUUCUGUUCAUGUUCUCGAAUAAUUCUGUUCGGCUAAGUAAAGCAAUCGAGCGGGGUAUCCACAGCAGA